Molecule: messenger RNA, 2749 nt
Organism: Panicum virgatum (switchgrass)
Lineage: Eukaryota; Viridiplantae; Streptophyta; Magnoliopsida; Poales; Poaceae
Product: protein PHOTOSYSTEM I ASSEMBLY 2, chloroplastic-like
Exons: 4
Coding region: 1262-2176 (304 amino acids)
Source: RefSeq, a predicted model, not a curated record
GGCGUCCCGUCGCAGCCGCCACCUACGCGAGCUCGCCGCCGCCGCCUACGGCCCCAUGGCCGCCCGCCAGCUUGCCGCCGUCACCGUCCCGAGCGUGAAAGGGGAAAGAAGAGGAUUUUUUUUUUGAUAAAGGGAAAGAAGUGGAUUGGUAGAAUUGAUUACGGGCCGACGCGAAUACUUCAUGCGUUGUGCGUUACAGAUGUAUUGCUGAUCUGGCAGCUAUGGAAACCGGUCGGUAAUUUCCGGGGGGCGUCACCGCGUGGCCGUUGCCUCACCGCCGGCCACUUGGGUUCGGCUCGGCCUCGUUGGGCCUGGGCCGGACUGGAGCUGGCUGGGCCGGACCCGGUCGGUACAUGGUCGGGUCCGAACCGGGCCAGAUAUUUGCGACCCCAAUCUCCAGCAGCGCAGCCGCUCGCUCCCUCUUCUCGUCCGCACAACACCGAGCAAGCGAGAGGAGACGGAGAGCCGGGUGGCGAUGGCGGGCACCGGCUGCCACUCGCUCCUCUCGCCGCUCUCCCCCAACAUCUUCUCGCACCGUCGAGCCUCCGCCGUCGGCAGCGGAGCCUGCCGGCCCAGUAAAGUGCGACCUCAGAUCAGGUGUUGCUCGAAAGUUGAUGAUGCAAAGGUAUGUGCAGACACGUGCAAGAGAGGCAAGGUUGUGAGUGUUGCCUUAUCCUCAUGUCCAAUUCGUGAUGUUAACUUAGCAUGUAUCUGACUGCAGUAACCCGUAUAGUAGUUGUAAUGUUCAAGCUAAGCCAUCCCUUAGACCCUUUAGUAGGUUCUCUCUUCCAACUCCACAAUUAGAGUUGAAACACAUGAAUAAGGAUAGAGAGCCUGAUCUGAUUUGUGUGUCGUAGUGAGUGGAAGGUUCUUACUACAAUCAUAUCUUUAGAAUAUAGGCAUUUUAUAUUCUCAUAAUUGAAUUUCUGGUUCAUCUAUGAAUGAUUAAAUUGAAAAUACCAAAGGCCCCAGGUAUAGCUGUCCAAUAGCUCCAGACGCGGUGCCCGUUAUAUUAGUUCCAGACUUGUAACAUUUGACAGCCAAAAUCUUGCCAUUGAGGAAUGUACAACUUUGGCCUGCAUUUUGAGUGAGCUGAUUCUACUCAAGCAGUUAUGCAAGCCCACUACUGAAUUCACCUUUUUGUGGUAUUUGACGUUCCUUUCCAGCAACAUUUUACCGAAUUCCCUUUUCUGAGUUUCUUCAAGUGUUCUAAUGCACCAUCUGUUAUACAGGAUGAAGAAACUAGACCUUCAAGACGAAAAUGUCUUGUCUGCCUAGGUGCUGUAACCAUAAUCAGUACAACAGGCCCAACGAUUUGUACACCAAACGGAAUCGCCGCAGAUAUGACGAACAAGUCUGGGAUACAGAAAGCUGUUUGCAGAAAUUGCAACGGCAGUGGUGCUGUGAUAUCUGGAUUCAGGUGAUAUGUGCGGUGGCACAGGAAAAUGGAAGGCCCUCAACAGAAAGAGGGCAAAAGAUGUUUAUGAAUUCACAGAGUGCCCCAAUUGCUACGCGUGGAGGGGGAGCUCUGGGAGCACUCUGCUCCUCGUGGGACGACACGCGGGAGGGACGCCAGACGCGGUCCGUUGAUUUGCUACAUCCACAUCCCGCGGGCGCACCAUGUCGGGGCCCACAGCCCUCUGCCGCACCGCCUCGCGCCCGCCCUCGCCAGCGCCAGGCCUGCGCGGGGCCAUGGCCGAGGCGAUGCCCGUGCGGGGCCAUGGCGGAAGCGCCGCCCCUCCCCUUCUACCUCUGCCGCGCAUGGGACGGACGCGGAGCAGCGGGACGGGGUUUCCUCCCGGCGCGCGAGCGUGCCGGCCACCACGGCCGCCCGUUGCCGCUCCACUACCGCGCCCCUCCUCUGCAGCCCUUCUCCUCCCCCGUUGCCUCGCCAAGAGACGUCCUCACCUCCCCUCUCUGCUCUCCUUCCCUCCCAGAGCCCAAACCCCCACUUCCCUCUCCCGCCGCAGCUCGCCACGGUCGCCAUCGCUGCCGCAACGAGCUCACCGCGGAGCACCCAUCUCCGGUCACCCCCAGCCCACGCCAACCCCCUAGCAAGCUUCGCCUUCAUCCCCACAAGCUCACGCGCCCCUGUUCUUCGCCUUUCCCGCUCUGUGCUCGCCGGGAACGCCGCUCGCCGCCGCCGCGAAAGCCGCCGUCGAGUCCCGCGCGGUGAACUCCUUCCUCCAGGCCGAAUCCGUUCAAGCCGAGCCCCCUGAGAGCUUCACCAGGUCGAGGCGAACCUCCAAGGCACAUUCCCAGCUCGAGCCCGUCAGCGGAGCGCCGCCACCGCCGCUUGCCACCGCCGCCGCCUUCCCCUGCUCGCCGGCGAGCCUUCUCCCGGUCGCCCCGAGCCCAAAUCCGACCCUCCAGAGGUAGCUCUCCGUCGCCUCUUGCCCCCUCGCCCGAACCCCCUCGCCGCUGGCAACCAUCGCCGCCAGAAUUGGCCGGCGAAGCGUCCACGGGACGGCGCGUCCAAACCGGGCGCGGCGGAGCGUGCUAUUAUCCUAGUUGCUAUGGUAUGCUCUUGCCUUCCAUUGUCAAUUGAUUCUGAAUGCCUGUAGUUCUGCAUAUGGAACAUUUGUAGUUUGUUCUUGUUCAUACAGAAGAUAGGUUAGUAACAGAUGAAUCUCCGUUGAACCCAGCCGUUUGAUCUUGUUACAAACAUACCACAAAUACUGUGAACAUUUCGCAAAUUUCUGUAAGAUUAUUUUUCAAGUUUCAAAGUAUUAAUCAUGCUACUUAUCAA